This is a messenger RNA of Microthlaspi erraticum, 291 nucleotides long. The record is from the annotation of a GenBank genome assembly. Lineage: Eukaryota; Viridiplantae; Streptophyta; Magnoliopsida; Brassicales; Brassicaceae.
AUGGCUCAGCCAAUGACCCGGCUGACUCGGAAGGACACUCAGUUCGUGUGGUCCGCGGACUGCGAGAAGAGUUUUGCUAAGCUUAAGGAAAUGCUUACAACUACUCCGGUUUUGGCCUUGCCAACACCUGAUGAGCCGUACGGGGUGUAUACGGAUGCAUCGAAAACUGGACUGGGAUGCGUAUUGAUGCAACACGGGACUGUGAUUGCUUACGGCUCGAGGCAACUGCGGAAGCAUGAGUUCAACUAUCCGACUCAUGAUUUAGAGAUGGGCGGGUGGUGUUUGCAUUAA